This is a messenger RNA of Apis laboriosa (Himalayan honeybee), 2058 nucleotides long. Its product is annotated as hemicentin-1-like. The transcript is spliced from 6 exons. Bases 1 to 2058 code for a protein of 685 amino acids. Gene Ontology annotation, cellular component: cell-cell junction. Gene Ontology annotation, biological process: cell-cell adhesion. Gene Ontology annotation, molecular function: cell adhesion molecule binding. NCBI's taxonomy places the organism in Eukaryota, Metazoa, Arthropoda, Insecta, Hymenoptera, Apidae. The record is from RefSeq and is a predicted model, not a curated record.
AUGAACUUCAUUUAUUUUCAAAGCAUUACUGUGAUCAUAUUUAUAAUCACUGCUCGCAUUAAUGCUGAGCAAAGAUUCGCAGAGACUCCAGCAUUAUAUCAAGAAGUUUCCUCCGGUGAUGAUGUGCAAUUACGAUGCAGAGUGCAAGACAAACGAGGUCAGUGUAUUUGGCAAAAAGACCGAAAACCAGUAGGCAUGCAUCCGGAUAAAUACGAAUGGGCCAGUGGACGUGGUAGUGAUUGCACCCUCCUUAUCAGAAGAGCCUCCCUUGAUUUCGAUGACGGCUAUUGGGAAUGUCAGGUUACUUCUGGCGAUUUUACGCGACAAGAUGCAUUAACCUCUUUACCAUCUCGUCUUUUAGUUAGAGUAAAACCCCGAAAGCCACGGUUGGAAUAUGGAGGGACAAUUUUAAAUUCCGCUCUGACUUUAAGGGAAGGUCAGGAAGUUACUAUUUCCUGUGUAUCAAGAUAUGGAAACCCACCGGCCCUUAUCAAAUGGUAUAUAGGAGGAGACGAAAUAGAACCCUUGAGAGAACAAACGAAUGCAACGGAAGUGGACAGUCCAAAAACUUCAGCAGCCCACAGCCUUCUCCGAGUUCGUGGACAAAGGGAGAAUCAUGGUCUGCCGAUUCAGUGCAUCACGAUGCAUCCAUCCAGUAUCGUUCCAGCUUCUGCGGAAACACGAUUGGAUGUGCAUUAUUCUCCUGAAGUGAGAUUAGAGACGAAGCCACGACUUCUAGUUUCAGCCCUCGAGGAUUCGGCCAGUUUUAUGAGCCUGAAAUGCUUCGCGGACGGCAAUCCCAGCGGAACGAUCAAGUGGUUCAAGGAUUCAGCUCCCAUCGCGGUAACAAGCAACAUAGUAACGUUGAUGCUAAACAGAACGCAGCAGAACGGCACGAUGACCGGCUCCGAGCUAAGAUUCGAGCCGGUCAAGAGAAACGACGCUGGUCUCUAUUCUUGCAAGGCGGUCAACAUUAUUGGUGAAAGCACCGCGGCUAACUACAGGCUGGAUGUACAAUAUGGACCGAGAUUAAAUUCAGAAGAUCCUGCUCAUAAUAAUACCAUUAAAAAAUUCGAAGAGACUACUCUACUCGGUACAAGUUUAGAACCUUUUGAGUGUACAGACUUUGAAGCAAAUCCUCCAGCUCAAUACCGAUGGAUGCAUCUUCGUGGUGGCGUAACAGAGACCAUCGAGAAUUCAUUACAGCCCAAAGAUGGUGGUAAACGAUUGCGUUUGGAGAAUGUAAUGUGGUCCGACGAAGGAGAAUAUCGAUGUGUGGCAUUCAACGUGAUCAACGGAGUGCGGAGAGAAAUGCCCAGCGAUGCUCGUUAUUUGCUUCACGUAACCGGACCUCCUGAGAUCCAGGCGAGGCCUUCUUCCGGUGGUAAGGGCAUUUACGAGUCGCUGGGAUGGGCUGGCGAACCGGAACAUAUUUUGAAAUCUCGUUUCUGUUCGAGACCUCCGCCUAGACUCGUUGCUUGGCAAUGGGGAAGCUCACAUAUCAGAGCUGGUGAAAGUAUUCAUCCAAAAUAUGAAGCAUUGUCAUUAGAGCAUAUCAAAGAAAACGAAAUACCAACAAAUUGCUAUUGGGCAAAACUGGUAAUCAAAGACCUCCAAACAGAGGAUGCUAGAAUAUAUACCUUGUUAGUAGAAAGUGAAAAAGGCAGAGAUUCCACUAAUAUCAAGUUAAUUAUUCGUGAUCCAACGGAGAUGAGAGUAAUUGCAGCAGCAGCUGCAGUAGGAUUAUUGUUUCUUCUUCUUUUAAUAUCCAUUGCUGUGUAUUCAGUGUUAAGAUUAAAAAGUAGAAAAUAUCGUCAAGAAGAAGAAGAGGGUAGUAUUGCUGCAGACGCAUUUUAUAGUAAUACACCUACGACAGACAGACAAAAAAAUAUGAACUUGUCUCAGAAUAAAGAAUACACAAGAAAAACGAACUCAGAGGGUGGAUUGGCUGUCACAUAUGACUAUGAUCAGAUCACAAAGCAGGUGCGCGCCAUAAGUCCAGAAGCGCUAAAAGUCAGACGGGCACCAGCUGUUCUUCAACCACCAACCAUUGUGUAA